This is a messenger RNA of Salmo salar (Atlantic salmon), 2034 nucleotides long. Its product is annotated as cytosolic sulfotransferase 3. Lineage: Eukaryota; Metazoa; Chordata; Actinopteri; Salmoniformes; Salmonidae. The record is from RefSeq and is a predicted model, not a curated record. Gene Ontology annotation, molecular function: sulfotransferase activity.
GAGUGUAUGUGUGCAUGUGAAGCAGAAGGAGGGUGGUCGCUAACAUGGGAAUAAAAGGGAAGGAUAUGGAGGGGUGUCUUGACACAACACAUCUGUGAUGUCACUGUGAUUGCAGUAACCAGAGUGAGAGAUAGAGAGUUCUGAACUUAUGUAACAAGGAGUGGAGGUAGGAUAGGAAUGUGAAGCUGGGUUGGAAAAUCUAAUCCAAAGCAGGAGAGAAAAAACAUUGUCUUUAGUGAGGGAAGAGAAAGGAAUAGGGGAAGAAGAAAGAGAAGGAACACUUGGACAGAGACAAGAAGAGACUGUGAAGCUGAGAAGAGUGGCCAAACAGGAUACUACUGAAUUCCAUUCAACAUGGAAAAUCACGAGAGUUGUGUUUCCGAGAACGUACGGCUCUUGACCUUCUCCUCUCAGGAGUCCGUACAGGAGUUGCAGCAAAGAGACAAGACUAACUACCAACUGGAUACGAGGAAAAAGGGGAUGGAGCUGCCACCUCGACCAAAACUCUUUGACUUCCAUGGAGUCUCCAUGAUCCACCAUUUCACUGACAACUGGGAGAACAUACGAAACUUCCAGGCCAGGCCAGAUGAUAUUCUCAUCGCCACUUACCCCAAAGCAGGUACCACGUGGGUCUCCUACAUUCUAGACCUGCUGUAUUUUGGUCAGACAGCCCCUGAGCGUCAGACUUCACUGCCUAUCUAUGAGAGAGUGCCUUUCCUGGAGAGUGACUUCCAUAUUCUCCCUCCAGGAACGGAGCUGGCAGACAAGUUAUCCACCUCUCCUCGCCUCAUCAAGACUCACCUCCCAGUCCAGUUGGUGCCCAAGUCCUUCUGGGAGCAUAACUGCAGGAUAGUGUAUGUGGCCCGUAAUGCCAAGGACAAUGCAGUGUCUUAUUUUCACUUUGACCGCAUGAACCAGGCCCAUCCAGAGCCAGGAGACUGGAACAACUACUUACAGAGAUUCAUGGAUGGAAAGAUGGUGUUUGGUUCCUGGUACGACCAUGUGACUGGCUGGUGGGAGAGGAAACAGACUCACUCUAAACUCCACUACCUUUUCUAUGAGGAUAUGGUUGAGGAUACGGGGAGAGAGCUGGACAGGCUGUGCUCCUUCCUAGGUUUGUCUCCUUCAGCAGAGGAGAAGGAGAGGGUGAGAGGAGGAGCGCAGUUUGAUACUAUGAAGAAGAACAGCAUGGCCAACUACUCCACCGUCCCAAUCAUGGAUUUCAAGAUCUCUCCAUUCAUGCGAAAAGGAAAGGUUGGUGACUGGAAGAACCAUUUCACUGUGGCCCAGAGUGAACAGUUUGAUGAAGACUAUAAGAAGAAGAUGAAGAACACCACCGUACAGUUCCGCACUGUAGUCUAGGGGUUGUGAUCAGGUUGACUGGUGCAUAUGCAUCUCAGCUCUGCUGGAGUCAUGGUGCUGAAACGUACAAUAUGCUGAUACUAUCUCUACUGUAUAAAUAAGAGAGCUAAUGAUGUCUUACUUUGAGAUAAAGGCAAAUGAUAGACAUGCACAAUGUCAACAAUGGUUUGUUUAGUUGAAAACACACACACACACACUGUAUACUCAUGUAACUUUAAAAUUAUAGCUGAUAAUUGAGUUGAGAACAAGAUAUUACAUUAAAUAAACUAACCAAAAGAGGAAGAGGGUAAACACAAAACGAGACAUGGUCGUUUAGUUAAAGACAGAAAUAGAGAGAGUGAAAAUAAAAUAUAAACAAAAUAAAUACUAGAGGGACAAACUGAAACAGUAAAAUAAUAUUAUCAAAGUCAUAUUGAUGUACACCUAUUUUACAUUUUGACACGAUAAAUGUUUAACUUUGAACAGAUGCUAGCUUUGUUCCUAAACUCAGGCCCCUACCAGAGCACAGUCCAACAUUUACCCAUGCAAUCAAUGUUGACAGGUAUUGUAGCUAAACAUGUCAAAUAGGUAAAAGUGUUAUAAGUUGUGGAUGUUUUUUAUAUGCUUUUGUACGUGUGCAUAUUACAGGAUAUUGUGGAAUUAAACUAAAUAAAAAUAGCAGUGCAAAAAUAA